Molecule: messenger RNA, 1244 nt
Organism: Fukomys damarensis (Damara mole-rat)
Lineage: Eukaryota; Metazoa; Chordata; Mammalia; Rodentia; Bathyergidae
Gene: Saxo5
Product: testis expressed 45
Source: RefSeq, a predicted model, not a curated record
AAAUUCCCAGACCGAACCAUUGUGACACCAUCGUUCAGGGAAGUGAAGAGCUGUGCAGGGCCGGACCUCGCUGGCAGGCAGCUGUGUGACUGUGCCCUGGGAGGUCGGGGACAGGAAGUCCGAGGGCCCAGCUAACCCCCCAGCCCAGCACGCCUUAGUGUUCACACCACCUCAAAGGUGGCGCUGUACCCGCGAUGCCCGCGAGCGUCCUCCUGCCGUGCCCGGCGUCCCGGAUGGACUUUCUCAAGGCCUCGCACUUCGCAUUGGGGCCGGACCCGCGGCUGCACCGCGGAACCGAUCGCCCCCCCUGCCCUUCCUCAGGGGGUCCCAAUACCCUCAGGUGGGACUACAAGGGACAGAAAGACACCUCCUACAAGAGACAAUUCCAGGCCCUGCCCAGCCCACCUGCCUCCAUGUGUAAGAGGGGCACGUCCUCCGUGCAUUUGGGAGAUUGCAAGACUGGCUGUGGCCCAGUGUGCUCAGAGUUGAAACGGACCCACACACCUCAGGGGCUGCCCCCCAACAGGUACAAGACCCAGGCGGCCACCCGCAUCCACUGUGUCAGCGUCCCACCUGGAGAUGGCCUCUUCCACGACAGGACCACAGUGGGCGACCACUUCUACGUGCAGGAGCCAGAGCCUCUCCUGCUUCACCAUGAUCAGACUCCGGAAUCGCACAUCCUGAAAGGAAACUGGUGCCCCGGCCCUGGAAGCCUCACAACCUCCAUGCAGCAUUUCUACGGCCAGCCACCACCUCCAACCCAGCCGCCCAGCCGCCAUGUGACCCAUGAGAAACUGCAGGGUCAUGUGACCCUGGGAGAGCCCAAGCUGCUGGGACACUUCUUUCAAAGCAGCAUGGGCUCAGCCUACUGUGCCCCAGACGCAGGGAAACCACCGAAGGCACCCAACCUCCACUUCACACAGAGCAACCUGCCUCAGGGGAGCGGGGAAUUUGACUUUUCAACCACGAACCAGACGGUGCUGAAGCCGCACGGAGCCGCUGGAGCGCGCGUGACUCGAUGCAAGAACAGCCACCUGGAGUUCCCGCUGGGGCGACAGCGCUUCUUUGCCACCCACUACAAAGAGGGGUUUCCCUGCAAGUACCAGGGCCCCGCGGCGCUGAGAAUGAGCGACACCCGGGAGAGCUUCGUGCCGCUGGGCACGCCUCGCCAUCGGGGCUGCCCAAGAGAAGCGCGAGACUCAGGCCCCCAGGUCCCUUUGUACCCUUGCCCCAGCCAGCAAUAA